UCUCAACUAGAGGAAGCCAGGAGAUUUCAUCUGUCCUUAUAUACAAAGGAUGAAGUGGAUAUUGCACCGUCUGAUGCAUCAAAAAAUGAACUGCUACGAGCGAUGGACUUAAGGCUCACUGCUUUAAGAGAGGAAUUGGCUGCUGCUAUUAACCAAGCUGCUGGUGCCACCUGCUCUCUUAAGGAGAUCACUGACUUGGAAAAACUUUCUCAUCAUUUUGGAGCCUUAGAUUUAAGGAAUUCUUUGUGCAAGUUAGUAGAACUGAGCCAAAAGAGCCAGAAUGUGGAUUUUCCAAGUGACGACAAGCCUCUGUUGACAAAUGAUUCAAGGAAUGACAGAGUCAGUAAAACAAAUGGGGGUGCUCAGAUGUCCAAAGAACCACAAUCUGAUACACCGGUAAAAUAUGGCGUCUCUCCUGCAAAAGUUGCCCAGGUUGAGAGACAAAACUCAUCGGAAAGCGAGGAAUCUUCUUACUCGAGUGAGGAGGAUCAACCAUCUGUUGAAAGGAGUAGGACUCUUAUAAGAUCUGCAUCACCUAGAAGGUCAGCAUCUCCAAUGCGGAGGAUCCAAAUUGGGCGAUCUGGAUCACGUAGGGCCACUGCACUAACUAUCAAGAGCCUCAAUUUUAUUCCUGCUAGGGAAAGGGUAGCGUCUCACAGAGAUGCUGCUGCAAACAGCAGUGAAGAGGAAAGAUCUGAGCAACCCUCCAAAAAACCUGAGACCAAUGUACGGAGAAUGAGUGUGCAAGAUGCAAUCAAUCUAUUUGAGAGGAAACAGAGAGAUCAAACUGUUCAGACGACAGGUUCAGUGUUAAAUGCGUCUGUUGGUGCGAACAAAUCUGUGCUUAGAAGAUGGAGUGCAGGAAUGGGGGAGAGUUCUGCCCAAUGCAUCCCUGAUAAUGUUGCUGAAAGUUCUGUAACUCCCAUUGGAGAAAUUCAGACGAGCUCCCAAGAAGUGGAAUCAAAGCCUGAUGUUAUAUCUGGAGCUAGCAGUCCUGUAGAGACUGCUGAAGUUGUUGACAAAUUGAACUCAUCCGAGAAAAGAGGAUCUCAUCCAAUGGGUGUGCAAGUUGAUACUCUUCUAACUGAAAGAGACGGAAGUAAUGAAAAAUUAACUGCAUCAGCUGAAUGGAGUCGACAGAAAGAAGCAGAGUUGAACCAGUUGCUGAUGAAGAUGAUGGAAAGUAAGCCUGUCAGAUAUCAGAAGGCAGGGCCUGAUAAUAGCAAAAGCCAAAAUGUUCCGAGCCAGCUGGGGGCUGGAUUUUAUGAUCACUAUAAGGAAAAGAGGAAUGAAAAACUCCGAGGAGAAGCUUCUGGAAAGCGAGCUGAGAAGGAAGCACAAUUUAGAGCAAUGCAGCAGAUUCUUGAUGAAAGAAAGGCUGAAAUGGCCUCUGCAACUGCAAGUCAUGUUGGCAGAAGACAUCCUGGGAGUAAACCUCAAAAAUCACCAAAAGAUUUACGGCAAUCUGCAAAUCCCAAGAAGGAAACCUCAAAACCUACUGUUGUGAAGAAAGCUUCAUCUAAACCAUCUCCACUGCCUGCAAUGCGUAAAUCAUGGCCAUCAACACCAUCACCAAGAGCUACAGGGACAUCACCAGCUAAAACUCCCGCUGGGACGAUUUCUGCUGGUACCACUCCUACACGUCGGAAACCGCAACCAGCGCCAUCCGUUCCUCGAUCAAGCCCAAAAGUGGAAAGAUCACAACCACGACCAAAGACUGUGAAGGCAACCCUGAAUGAUACUCACAAGAGCAUUAAGGGUGUCAAUGAGAAGCGGCAGCAUACUGUAACUGAGAAGAAGCAGCAAACUGUGACCGAGAAGAAACAGCAGCAAACUAUGACCGAGAAGAAGCAGCAAACUGUGAUGAAAAGUGGGAGAACUACAAAAGCCAAAGCUCAGAAUAAUUCUGGAGAUGAUUCAUCCAUGAUGAAACCUAAUUCCUAUAGCAAGGUGAAGAAGAGCACUGUGGUACCACUAGAAUCGAAACCUUUUCUCCGUAAGGGCUCUGGCAUUGGCCCUGGUGUCGGUUCAGUUGCCAAGACAAAGUUUCCUUCUCAGCCUGAGGAGUCUUUGAGAAACUCUGGUGAUAUUAUCCAAGCUGAGGAGAAAGAGGUGGUGGCAACCAACACUUCUGACAUGGUCACACAGCAGCAGGAGAGCAAUCUUGAAGCACAGGAAAUCCCUGGUGACUUAGAACCGGGAACUACAGAGUCAAAUAUCACCAAGGAAUGCGAAGACACGGAGAGCACUAGUCAAGUUACUGCCAAUGAUGAUGAUAGCUUUCCAAGAAUGGCAGAAUCUGCAUUAAAAACUGAAGCUGAAGAAGUAUCAAUCAUCUCCCCAGCAGCCUGGGUGGAAAUAGAAGAGCUCCCGGACGAGCCUAUUCCAUGCAAUGAAAACACUUCACAACUCGCAUCUUCAGCUACUGUUGCACUGGUGGGAAUGUCAAGUCCACGUGUUCGCCACUCUCUGUCGCAAAUGCUGCUCGAGGACAGCAGUGAACCUGACACUACUGAGUGGGGAAUUGCUGAGAAUCCUCCUGCCAUGAUCUACCAAAAAGAUUCACCAAAAGGAUUGAAGAGGCUCCUGAAGUUUGCUCGAAAAAGUAAGCCCGAUUCAAAUUUGACUGGUUGGGCUAGCCCGCCUGUCUUCUCUGAAGGAGAGGAUGAUGCUGAGGAAUCUGGAGCUGCUAGUAAGAAAAAUGCUGACAAUCUACUGAGGAAGGCUACUCUUCAUGCAAAGAACUAUAGGCAGCCAAAGAGUUUCUCAAGUGAAGCGUAUGAGAAAAAUUCAACUGCUCAUGAACUCUAUGCCCAAUCAAAGCAAAGCAAAUCCGAUGCUCAAAGUUCUUCUCACAAGUUGCAGGAGGGCCAUAUCUUUACUUCAGCGACCACAACUAAAGCAACAAGGUCAUUCUUCUCUCUUUCAGCAUUUAGGGGCAGCAAGCCGAAUGAAACAAAGCUUCAUUAACGCAGAGGACAUCAGGAAGUACGAGGGUUGUAAGUUUUAACACAUACCCUUCUCCAUGACCUAACACGAGUGAGUUUUGAUUCAAGACAAAUGUUUCUUUUCUCUUUCUCCUUUCCUGCUGCCAUAUGGUGUGUUCCUGGGGGUAUUUGUGUGUGGUUACGAUUCUGUAGAGAAGUCUGGUAGUCUCAGGUUUUCAUCAGUGAACAUUUGAAUAUACUCUGUAACGACAUAGGCUAGAAACUUGGCUUGGGGUUGGGGUGGGCAACAAAGUAUUUGUAAUUUGUCUAGGAGCUGCCCUUUUUGUUUGUAUGUGAUAAGAAACCACUGCAUAAUAUUAUUUUAGCUUUUGAGGUUUUUGUAUAUUGCUUCCUUUUGUAUUUAAAUCUAUAGACUCUUCUUAUAUUGCUUUGGUUCGACUUUGCCCUAUCUAUUUUGUCAGCAG
Ilex paraguariensis (yerba mate) is the source of this 3412-nucleotide messenger RNA. Lineage: Eukaryota; Viridiplantae; Streptophyta; Magnoliopsida; Aquifoliales; Aquifoliaceae. The record is from the annotation of a GenBank genome assembly.